AUGGCAGCAACAGAGACAAGGGCAAGCCAGGACAUCCUAAUUCCAGAACUCUCCCAGCUUUCUCUCUUGAUAGACAGCAAACCAGAAUGUCUUGGUGCUGGAGACGACGACUUGAAAAAUGCUGCCCUCAGAGCUACCAAAUUCAUAUUCGACCUUUCUGUUCAAUCAGAAAGUCAAGCAAAAGAACAUUUGGAUGGUUUCCUGGCCUCUAUUUCUCCUUCACAAGCACCACAGACGCGGUCGCAAACGCGGAAACGCAAACGAAACCCUAGCCCCCCGCCUCCCCAAAUUAAAUUCGAACCAACCCCUCUCAGUUCUUUGUUUGUGGAUGACAUGGCUGAAGAUCAGGUCUGGUCACAGCUAGAUUUAAAGGCAAAGAACAUAUGUGGCAUCCUCGACUAUAUUUUGGAGUCUGAGCAACCAGAGAGCGGUGAUGAAGGUCCAGCGAUGAGUGAAGAUGACGAUGAAGAGGACCUUGAUGAAGAGACAGAAGUAAGAUUAAUAGAAGCUCUAGAACGAGUACAAAAAGGUGAACGCGUGGACUUCGGAGCGUUGGGGCUGGAGGAUGCGUUAGGGAAGUUCUUAUCAAGUCAAGGUUCUGACGAAGAAGAAGAAGAAGAAGAAGAUGAUGAUGAUGAUGAAGGAGAUGGAAGCGCUGAAAGGGAGGGAGAUGGAAGAGUUGCACUGCGAGAUUCUUCGUCAGAGGAAGAUGAGGAAGAAGAUGAACCAAAAACGAUGCUCGACAUAAUAUCACGCUCUCGGCGCAUCCCAGAAUCCCAAGGAAAGAAAGCGAAACCAAAAUCUCCGGCACACCAGGAACUUGACGAUGGUUUCUUCGAUUUAGACGCGUUCAAUGCAGAGACAGAACGUGCCGAAGCUAAAAGAGCCUCAUCAGGUCGGUUGAACGAUGACGAGGACGAAAGCUCUGACGAAGAAGGCUCGGUCGAUCUGUUUGCGCCGAUCGAUGAUUUCGAAGCGGUGGCGUUUGAUGAAGAGGAUCUAGAGAACGAUGCUAGCAAUCUAUAUUUUGCCGACUUUUUCAAGGCUCCUGCCAGAAGUUAUAGAGCGGGUCCCAAACAUCCAGAUCCCCCGAAGAAGGUCGGUUCCGUGCGGUUCCACGACGAAGUGCGGGUGAGGCCGAUUAAGGCCACAGGAAAGAAUCGUCCAACUUCAGAAAUGUAUAUGGAUCAGGAAGAGAACGAGGACGAGGACGAGGACGGUGGUGAAUUUGAUGGCUUUGGUGGUACUGAUUUGGAAGAGGACAGCUUCGGGGAAUUUCAAGGCAUAGAUGCAGAAGAGGACGAGGAGGAUGAAGAUAGUGGUUUGGACGAUCAGGACGAUGGUGGUGAAAGUGAUGAAGAUGACGAGAUGGAGGAUGAGGAUGAGGAAGAUAAUCCUCGAGACACUAUUGAGCGACUGAAAGACGACCUCUUCGCCGAAGAAGAGCCUGACUCGCAAAGAGAUUUGUCGACGCACGAGAAGCGUAUGGCUGCGCUCAAAGAGCAAAUAUCUGAGCUCGAAGCUGAGAACGUCGGCCAGAAGGAUUGGACACUCUUGGGAGAAGCUGAUUCUCGUUCACGUCCUCAAAACUCCCUGCUUGAGGAAGACCUCGAGUUUGAACGCGUUCAGAAACCAGUCCCAGUUAUUACAGAAGAAGUUGUUCAGGGCCUCGAGGAAAGGAUAAAAGCACGGAUUCGCGAAGGACGCUUUGACGACGUUGUCAGAAUACGGCCGUUUGAAGACAAACCAUUCCUUCCUUCUCGCUCUUUCGAACUGAACGGCAGCAAGUCAAAACAAUCCCUUGCUCAAAUAUACGAAGAUGACUAUGUUGCCACGCAAACCGGUGGUGUGGCGGGCGAAGAUCGCGACGGAAAACUCAAGAAGGAACACGAGGAGAUUGAAAAACUUUGGGAAGGGAUUUGUGGUAAACUCGACGCUUUGUGUAACGCUCAUUAUACACCGAAACAGCCCAAAGCGACGAUAUCUACCGUCUCCAACGUCUCCACUGCCACACUAGAAUCAGCUCUUCCCACAACUCAAUCAGUUUCGACUAUGCUUGCGCCAGAGGAGGUGUUUGCACCAAAAGUGUCUGAUCUUCGCUCCAAGAGCGAAAUGACGCCUGCGGAGAAACAAGCGUUGCGUCGGAAGGAACGCAAAGCGAAGCAGAAGAGUCGAAACGCGCUUGACAAGAGCUUAGACAAAUAUGCAAAGGCAAAGAAGGGUGGUAGUGUUAAGAAACAGAAAGAGGAGGCACUGAAGAGUGUUGUGAAGAGUGGGAAGGGUGUCACGGUAGUUGGAAAAAAGUCUUUGAAGGAUUCGGUCAAAGGCAGAAAGGGCAAAUCAUGA
This is a messenger RNA of Marasmius oreades (fairy-ring Marasmius), 2346 nucleotides long. RefSeq lists its product as uncharacterized. Gene Ontology annotation, biological process: rRNA processing. The coding region runs from base 1 to 2346 and encodes 781 amino acids. The record is from RefSeq and is a predicted model, not a curated record. NCBI's taxonomy places the organism in Eukaryota, Fungi, Basidiomycota, Agaricomycetes, Agaricales, Marasmiaceae. Gene Ontology annotation, cellular component: nucleus; Mpp10 complex; small-subunit processome. The transcript is spliced from 5 exons.